AUGGGGGAGCUAAGGGGGGCGUCCGGCUCCGGCUCGGUGAUGCUCCCCGCGGGGAUGAUUAACCCUUCGGUGCCGAUCCGCAACAUCCGGAUGAAAUUCGCAGUGUUGAUUGGACUCAUACAGGUCGGAGAGGUCAGCAACAGGGACAUCGUGGAGACGGUGCUCAACCUGCUGGUUGGUGGAGAAUUUGACUUGGAGAUGAACUUUAUUAUCCAGGAUGCUGAGAGUAUAACAUGCAUGACAGAGCUUUUGGAGCACUGUGAUGUAACAUGUCAAGCAGAAAUAUGGAGCAUGUUUACAGCCAUUCUACGAAAAAGUGUUCGGAAUUUACAGACUAGCACAGAAGUUGGGCUAAUUGAACAAGUAUUGCUGAAAAUGAGUGCAGUAGAUGACAUGAUAGCAGAUCUUCUAGUUGAUAUGUUGGGGGUUCUUGCCAGCUACAGCAUCACUGUCAAGGAGUUGAAGCUUUUGUUCAGCAUGCUUCGAGGAGAAAGUGGAAUCUGGCCAAGACAUGCAGUAAAAUUAUUAUCAGUUCUUAAUCAGAUGCCACAGAGACACGGUCCUGAUACUUUUUUCAAUUUCCCUGGUUGUAGUGCUGCGGCAAUUGCCUUGCCUCCUAUUGCAAAGUGGCCUUAUCAGAAUGGCUUCACGUUAAACACUUGGUUUCGUAUGGAUCCAUUAAAUAACAUUAAUGUUGACAAGGAUAAACCUUAUCUUUAUUGUUUUCGUACUAGCAAAGGAGUUGGUUACUCUGCUCAUUUUGUUGGCAACUGUUUAAUAGUCACAUCAUUGAAGUCCAAAGGGAAAGGUUUUCAGCAUUGUGUGAAAUACGAUUUUCAGCCACGCAAGUGGUACAUGAUCAGCAUUGUCCACAUUUACAAUCGAUGGAGGAACAGUGAAAUUCGGUGUUAUGUUAAUGGACAACUGGUAUCUUAUGGUGAUAUGGCUUGGCAUGUUAACACAAAUGAUAGCUAUGACAAGUGCUUUCUUGGAUCAUCAGAAACUGCUGAUGCAAAUAGGGUAUUCUGUGGUCAACUUGGAGCCGUGUAUGUGUUCAGUGAAGCACUCAACCCAGCACAGAUAUUUGCAAUUCAUCAGUUAGGACCUGGAUAUAAGAGUACCUUCAAGUUUAAAUCUGAGAGUGAUAUUCAUUUGGCAGAACAUCAUAAACAGGUUUUAUAUGAUGGAAAACUUGCAAGUAGCAUUGCCUUUACAUAUAAUGCUAAGGCCACUGAUGCUCAACUCUGCCUGGAAUCAUCACCAAAAGAGAAUGCAUCAAUUUUUGUGCAUUCCCCACAUGCUCUAAUGCUUCAGGAUGUGAAAGCAAUAGUAACACAUUCAAUUCAUAGUGCAAUUCAUUCAAUUGGAGGGAUUCAAGUGCUUUUUCCACUUUUUGCCCAAUUGGAUAAUCGGCAGCUCAACGACAGUCAAGUAGAAACAACUGUCUGUGCUACUCUUUUGGCAUUCCUGGUUGAACUACUUAAAAGUUCAGUAGCCAUGCAAGAACAGAUGCUGGGUGGAAAAGGCUUUUUAGUCAUUGGCUACUUACUUGAAAAGUCAUCAAGAGUUCAUAUAACUAGAGCUGUCCUGGAGCAAUUUUUAUCUUUUGCAAAAUACCUUGAUGGUUUAUCUCAUGGAGCACCUUUACUGAAGCAGCUUUGUGAUCACAUUUUAUUUAACCCAGCCAUCUGGAUACAUACACCUGCAAAGGUUCAACUUUCCCUAUACACAUAUUUGUCUGCUGAAUUUAUUGGAACUGCUACCAUCUACACCACCAUACGCAGAGUAGGAACAGUAUUACAGCUAAUGCACACCUUAAAAUAUUACUACUGGGUUAUUAAUCCUGCUGACAGUAGUGGCAUUACACCUAAAGGAUUAGAUGGUCCCCGGCCAUCACAAAAAGAAAUUAUAUCACUGAGGGCAUUUAUGCUACUUUUUCUGAAACAGCUCAUACUGAAGGAUCGAGGGGUCAAGGAAGAUGAACUUCAGAGUAUAUUAAAUUACCUACUUACGAUGCAUGAGGAUGAAAAUAUUCAUGAUGUGCUACAGUUACUAGUGGCUUUAAUGUCAGAACACCCAGCGUCAAUGAUACCAGCAUUUGAUCAAAGAAAUGGAAUAAGGGUGAUCUACAAAUUACUGGCUUCUAAAAGUGAAAGUAUUUGGGUUCAAGCUUUGAAGGUUCUGGGAUACUUUCUGAAGCAUUUAGGUCACAAGAGAAAAGUUGAAAUUAUGCACACCCAUAGUCUUUUCACUCUUCUUGGAGAAAGGCUGAUGUUGCAUACAAACACUGUGACUGUCACCACAUACAACACACUUUAUGAGAUCUUGACAGAGCAAGUAUGUACUCAGGUCGUACACAAACCACAUCCAGAGCCAGAUUCUACAGUGAAAAUUCAGAAUCCAAUGAUUCUUAAAGUGGUGGCAACUUUGUUAAAAAACUCUACACCAAGCGCAGAGCUGAUGGAAGUUCGUCGUUUAUUUUUAUCUGAUAUGAUAAAACUUUUCAGUAACAGCCGUGAAAAUAGAAGAUGCUUAUUGCAGUGUUCAGUGUGGCAGGAUUGGAUGUUUUCUCUUGGCUAUAUCAAUCCUAAAAAUUCUGAGGAACAGAAGAUUACUGAAAUGGUCUACAAUAUCUUCCGGAUUCUUUUGUAUCAUGCAAUAAAAUACGAAUGGGGAGGCUGGAGAGUCUGGGUGGAUACGCUGUCAAUAGCCCAUUCCAAGGUCACUUACGAAGCUCAUAAGGAAUACCUAGCCAAAAUGUAUGAAGAAUAUCAAAGACAAGAAGAGGAAAACAUUAAAAAAGGAAAGAAAGGGAAUGUGAGCACCAUCUCUGGUCUUUCAUCACAGACAACGGGAGCAAAAGGUGGAAUGGAAAUUCGAGAGAUAGAAGAUCUUUCACAAAGCCAGAGCCCAGAAAGUGAGACCGAUUACCCUGUCAGCACAGAUACUCGAGACUUACUCAUGUCAACGAAAGUGUCAGAUGAUAUUCUUGGAAAUUCAGAUAGACCAGGAAGUGGUGUACAUGUGGAAGUACAUGAUCUUUUAGUAGAUAUAAAAGCAGAGAAAGUGGAAGCAACAGAAGUAAAGCUCGAUGAUAUGGAUUUAUCACCAGAGACUUUAGUAGGUGGAGAGAAUGGUGCCCUUGUGGAGGUUGAAUCUCUGUUGGAUAAUGUAUAUAGUGCUGCUGUUGAGAAACUCCAGAACAAUGUACAUGGAAGUGUUGGUAUCAUUAAAAAAAAUGAAGAAAAGGAUAAUGGUCCGUUGAUAACAUUAGCAGAUGAGAAAGAAGACCUUCCCAAUAGUAGUACAUCAUUUCUCUUUGAUAAAAUACCCAAACAGGAAGAAAAACUACUUCCUGAACUUUCUAGCAAUCACAUUAUUCCAAAUAUUCAGGACACACAAGUACAUCUUGGUGUUAGUGAUGAUCUUGGAUUGCUUGCUCACAUGACCGGUAGUGUAGACUUAACUUGUACAUCUAGUAUAAUAGAAGAAAAAGAGUUCAAAAUCCACACAACUUCAGAUGGAAUGAGCAGUAUUUCUGAAAGAGACUUAGCGUCAUCAGCUAAGGGGCUGGAGUAUGCUGAAAUGACUGCUACAACUCUGGAAACUGAGUCUUCUAGUAGCAAAAUUGUACCAAAUAUUGAUGCAGGAAGUAUAAUUUCAGAUACUGAAAGGUCUGACGAUGGCAAAGAAUCAGGAAAAGAAAUCCGAAAAAUCCAAACAACUACUACGACACAAGCUGUGCAGGGUCGGUCUAUCACCCAACAAGACCGAGAUCUCCGAGUUGAUUUAGGAUUUCGAGGAAUGCCAAUGACUGAAGAACAGCGGCGCCAGUUUAGCCCAGGUCCACGGACUACAAUGUUUCGUAUUCCUGAGUUUAAAUGGUCUCCAAUGCACCAGCGGCUUCUCACUGAUUUGCUAUUUGCAUUAGAAACUGAUGUACAUGUCUGGAGGAGCCAUUCCACAAAGUCUGUAAUGGAUUUUGUCAAUAGCAAUGAAAAUAUUAUUUUUGUACAUAACACAAUUCACCUCAUUUCCCAAAUGGUAGACAACAUCAUCAUUGCUUGUGGAGGAAUUUUACCUUUGCUCUCUGCUGCUACAUCACCAACUGGUUCUAAGACGGAAUUGGAAAAUAUUGAAGUGACACAAGGCAUGUCAGCCGAGACAGCAGUAACUUUCCUCAGCCGGCUGAUGGCUAUGGUUGAUGUACUUGUGUUUGCAAGCUCUCUAAAUUUUAGUGAGAUUGAAGCUGAGAAAAACAUGUCUUCUGGAGGUUUAAUGCGACAGUGCCUAAGAUUAGUUUGUUGUGUUGCUGUGAGAAACUGUUUAGAAUGUCGGCAAAGACAGAGAGACAGGGGAAAUAAAUCUUCCCAUGGAAGCAGUAAACCUCAGGAAGUUCCCCAAAGUGUGACUGCCACAGCAGCUUCGAAGACUCCAUUGGAAAAUGUUCCAGGUAACCUUUCUCCUAUUAAGGAUCCUGAUAGACUUCUUCAGGAUGUUGAUAUCAAUCGCCUUCGUGCUGUUGUCUUUCGGGAUGUGGAUGAUAGCAAACAGGCACAGUUCUUAGCUCUGGCUGUUGUUUACUUCAUUUCGGUUCUGAUGGUUUCCAAGUAUCGUGACAUACUAGAACCCCAGAGAGAGACUACAAGAACUGGAAGCCAACCAGGUAGAAACAUCAGACAAGAAAUAAAUUCACCAACAAGUACAGUUGUGGUCAUACCAUCUAUCCCUCAUCCAAGUUUGAACCAUGGAUUCCUUGCCAAGUUAAUUCCUGAGCAGAGCUUUGGCCACUCAUUUUACAAAGAAACACCUGCUGCAUUUCCAGACACUAUAAAAGAAAAGGAAGCACCAACUCCUGGUGAAGAUAUUCAGCCAGAAAGUUCAAUUCCCCAUACAGAUUCAGGAAUUGGAGAGGAGCAAGUGGCUAGCAUUCUGAAUGGGGCAGAAUUAGAAACAAGUACAGGCCCUGAUGCCAUGAGUGAACUCUUAUCCACUUUGUCAUCCGAAGUGAAGAAAUCACAAGAGAGCUUAACUGAAAAUCCCAGUGAAACGUUGAAGCCUGCACCAUCCAUAUCUAGCAUUAGUCAAACCAAAGGCAUCAAUGUCAAGGAAAUACUGAAAAGUCUUGUGGCUGCUCCAGUUGAAAUUGCAGAAUGUGGCCCUGAACCUAUCCCAUACCCAGAUCCAGCAUUGAAGAGAGAAGCGCAAGCUAUUCUUCCUAUGCAGUUUCAUUCCUUUGACAGGAGUGUUGUGGUGCCUGUAAAGAAGCCACCUCCAGGUAGUUUAGCUGUAACCACUGUGGGAGCCACUACUGCUGGAAGUGGGCUGCCAACAGGCAGUACCUCUAAUAUAUUUGCUGCUACUGGAGCUACACCAAAAAGUAUGAUUAAUACAACAGGUGCCGUGGAUUCAGGGUCCUCCUCCUCUUCCUCCUCUUCUAGUUUUGUGAAUGGUGCUACCAGCAAAAACCUUCCAGCUGUACAAACAGUUGCUCCAAUGCCAGAAGAUUCAGCUGAAAAUAUGAGCAUCACUGCAAAACUUGAAAGAGCUUUAGAAAAAGUUGCUCCUCUUCUUCGUGAAAUUUUUGUAGACUUUGCCCCAUUCCUAUCUCGUACACUUCUUGGCAGUCAUGGACAAGAGCUAUUGAUAGAAGGCCUUGUUUGUAUGAAGUCCAGCACAUCUGUGGUUGAGCUUGUUAUGCUGCUUUGUUCUCAGGAAUGGCAAAACUCUAUUCAGAAGAAUGCAGGACUUGCAUUUAUAGAGCUCAUCAAUGAAGGAAGAUUACUGUGCCAUGCUAUGAAGGACCAUAUAGUUCGUGUUGCAAAUGAAGCUGAGUUUAUUUUGAACAGACAGAGAGCCGAAGAUGUACAUAAACAUGCAGAGUUUGAGUCACAGUGUGCCCAGUAUGCUGCUGAUAGAAGAGAGGAAGAAAAGAUGUGUGACCAUCUGAUCAGUGCUGCAAAACAUCGAGACCAUGUAACAGCAAAUCAGCUGAAACAGAAGAUUCUCAAUAUUCUCACAAAUAAACAUGGUGCUUGGGGAGCAGUUUCUCAUAGCCAAUUGCAUGAUUUCUGGCGUUUGGAUUACUGGGAAGAUGAUCUUCGUCGAAGGAGACGAUUUGUUCGCAAUGCAUUUGGCUCCACUCAUGCUGAGGCAUUGCUCAAAGCUGCAAUAGAAUAUGGCACGGAAGAAGAUGUAGUAAAGUCAAAGAAAACAUUCAGAAGUCAAGCAAUAGUGAACCAGAAUGCAGAGACAGAACUUAUGCUGGAAGGAGACGAUGAUGCAGUGAGUCUGCUACAGGAGAAAGAAAUCGACAACCUUGCAGGCCCAGUGGUUCUCAGCACCCCUGCCCAGCUCAUCGCUCCCGUGGUGGUGGCCAAGGGGACUCUCUCCAUCACCACGACAGAAAUCUACUUCGAGGUAGAUGAGGAUGAUUCCGCCUUCAAGAAGAUCGACACUAAAGUUCUUGCAUACACUGAGGGACUUCACGGAAAAUGGAUGUUCAGCGAGAUACGAGCUGUAUUUUCAAGACGUUACCUUCUACAAAACACUGCUCUGGAAGUAUUUAUGGCAAACCGAACCUCAGUUAUGUUUAAUUUCCCUGAUCAAGCAACAGUAAAAAAAGUUGUCUAUAGCUUGCCUCGAGUUGGAGUAGGGACCAGCUAUGGUUUGCCACAAGCCAGGAGGAUAUCAUUGGCCACUCCUCGACAGCUUUAUAAAUCUUCCAAUAUGACUCAGCGCUGGCAAAGAAGGGAAAUUUCAAACUUCGAAUAUUUGAUGUUCCUUAAUACGAUUGCAGGACGGACAUAUAAUGAUCUGAACCAAUAUCCAGUAUUUCCGUGGGUGUUAACCAACUAUGAAUCAGAAGAAUUGGACCUAACUCUUCCAGGAAACUUCAGGGAUCUAUCAAAGCCAAUUGGUGCGUUGAACCCAAAGAGAGCUGUGUUUUAUGCAGAGCGUUAUGAGACGUGGGAAGAUGAUCAAAGCCCACCCUACCAUUAUAAUACCCAUUAUUCAACAGCAACAUCUACUUUAUCCUGGCUUGUUCGAAUUGAACCUUUCACAACCUUCUUCCUCAAUGCAAAUGAUGGAAAAUUUGAUCAUCCAGAUCGAACUUUCUCGUCCGUUGCAAGGUCUUGGAGAACUAGUCAGAGAGAUACUUCUGAUGUAAAGGAACUAAUUCCAGAGUUCUACUACCUACCAGAGAUGUUUGUCAACAGUAAUGGAUAUAAUCUUGGAGUCAGAGAAGAUGAAGUAGUGGUAAAUGAUGUUGAUCUUCCCCCUUGGGCAAAAAAACCUGAAGACUUUGUGCGGAUCAACAGGAUGGCACUAGAAAGUGAAUUUGUUUCUUGCCAACUUCAUCAGUGGAUCGACCUUAUAUUUGGCUAUAAGCAGCGAGGACCAGAAGCAGUUCGUGCUCUGAAUGUUUUUCACUACUUGACUUAUGAAGGCUCUGUGAACCUGGAUAGUAUCACUGAUCCUGUGCUCAGGGAGGCCAUGGAGGCACAGAUACAGAACUUUGGACAGACGCCAUCUCAGUUGCUUAUUGAGCCACAUCCGCCUCGGAGCUCUGCCAUGCACCUGUUAGGCCUCAGAGGAGCUCCAGGAUACUCCUUGGAUCAAGCCCACCAUCUUCCCAUUGAAAUGGAUCCAUUAAUUGCCAAUAAUUCUGGUGUAAACAAACGGCAGAUCACAGACCUCGUUGACCAGAGUAUACAAAUCAAUGCACAUUGUUUUGUGGUCACAGCAGAUAAUCGCUAUAUUCUUAUCUGUGGAUUCUGGGAUAAGAGCUUCAGAGUUUAUUCUACAGAAACAGGGAAAUUGACUCAGAUUGUAUUUGGCCAUUGGGAUGUGGUCACGUGCUUGGCCAGGUCUGAGUCAUACAUUGGUGGAGACUGCUACAUCGUGUCCGGAUCUCGAGAUGCCACCCUGCUGCUCUGGUACUGGAGUGGGCGGCACCAUAUCAUAGGAGACAACCCUAACAGCAGUGAGU
This is a messenger RNA of Mandrillus leucophaeus (drill), 7993 nucleotides long. It is a transcript of the gene NBEA, whose product is annotated as neurobeachin. The record is from RefSeq and is a predicted model, not a curated record. Gene Ontology annotation, biological process: intracellular protein localization. Gene Ontology annotation, cellular component: membrane; cytosol. The annotation marks the transcript as partial. NCBI's taxonomy places the organism in Eukaryota, Metazoa, Chordata, Mammalia, Primates, Cercopithecidae. The transcript has 53 exons. Gene Ontology annotation, molecular function: protein kinase binding.